AUCAUAACUUCCAGACUGAAACGUGCGUAGUUCGGUGUGAAUUCCGUGUACAGCUCGUUAAAAAUGCUGAAGGCAGCCAAAUAUAUCUCCCGCUCGCUGGUGGAAAACCGCGGCCUGCUGCAGAAUGGAGGAGCGCUCUCCAACAAUGUGCUUGCCCGGUUCAAAUCGGAGCAGGUCAAGGGUGCCGUCAUCGGUAUCGAUCUCGGUACCACAAACUCGUGCGUCGCCGUGAUGGAAGGCAAAAAUGCAAAAGUAAUCGAGAAUGCCGAAGGUGCCCGCACAACUCCUUCGCAUGUGGCGUUCUCGAAGGACGGCGAACGGUUGGUGGGGAUGCCGGCGAAGCGCCAGGCAGUCACCAACUCGGCCAACACGUUCUACGCUACCAAGCGACUGAUCGGUCGCCGGUUCGAUGAUGCGGAAAUCAAGAAAGAUCUGGCCAACCUGUCCUACAAAGUGGUGAAGGCCUCCAACGGGGACGCCUGGGUGCAGGGCAGCGACGGCAAGAUGUACUCUCCGAGCCAGAUCGGAGCGUUCGUGUUGAUGAAGAUGAAGGAAACGGCCGAAGGGUACCUGAACACGCCGAUCAAGAAUGCGGUCAUCACGGUGCCAGCGUACUUUAACGACUCGCAGCGUCAGGCGACGAAGGACGCGGGACAGAUCGCCGGUCUGAAUGUGCUGCGUGUGAUCAACGAACCGACGGCGGCCGCGCUGGCGUACGGGAUGGACAAGAGUGAGGACAAAAUCAUCGCCGUGUACGAUCUCGGUGGUGGUACGUUCGACAUUUCCAUCCUCGAGAUCCAGAAGGGUGUGUUCGAGGUGAAGUCGACCAACGGGGACACGCUGCUGGGCGGUGAAGAUUUCGACAACCACAUCCUCAACUAUCUGGCACAGGAGUUCAAGAAGGAACAGGGAAUCGACGUCAAGAAGGAUGCAAUGGCCAUGCAGCGGUUGAAGGAGGCGGCCGAGAAGGCCAAGUGCGAACUGUCGUCGUCGGUGCAAACGGACAUCAAUCUGCCGUACCUGACGAUGGACGCGUCCGGCCCGAAACACCUCAAUCUAAAGUUAACGCGCGCCAAACUCGAAACGCUGGUCGGUGAUUUGAUCAAGCGCACGGUCGCCCCCUGCCAGAAGGCCAUGUCCGACGCGGAAGUGAAAAAAUCGGACAUCGGUGAAGUGUUGCUGGUCGGUGGAAUGUCCCGCAUGCCGAAGGUACAGUCGCUGGUGCAGGAAAUAUUCGGGCGCCAACCGUCUCGGGCGGUCAAUCCCGAUGAAGCCGUGGCCGUUGGAGCCGCCGUUCAGGGCGGUGUGCUGGCGGGUGAUGUGACCGAUGUGCUGCUGCUGGAUGUGACCCCGCUUUCGCUCGGCAUUGAAACCCUCGGUGGAGUGUUCACGCGGUUGAUCAACCGUAACACGACGAUUCCGACGAAAAAAUCGCAAGUCUUCUCGACGGCCGCCGAUGGGCAGACACAGGUGGAGAUUAAGGUGCACCAGGGCGAACGAGAGAUGGCCACCGACAACAAGAUGCUGGGAUCGUUCACGCUCGUCGGUAUUCCGCCAGCACCGCGCGGAGUGCCCCAGAUCGAGGUCGUGUUUGAUAUUGACGCGAACGGCAUCGUACACGUUUCGGCACGCGAUAAGGGCACUGGAAAGGAACAGCAAAUCGUCAUUCAAUCGUCCGGUGGUCUCAGCAAAGAUGAGAUUGAGAACAUGAUCAAGAACGCAGAACAGUACGCACAGGCCGACAAGCAGAAGAAGGACCGAAUCGAAGCCGUCAACCAGGCCGAGGGUAUUGUGCACGACACCGAGUCCAAGAUGGAAGAGUUCAAGGAUCAGCUACCAAAGGAAGAGUGCGACAAACUGCGUGAGGAAAUCGCAAAGGUGCGCGAAAUUCUGGCCAACAAGGAUGAAGCCGAUCCGGAGGAAGUUCGCAAAACCACCAGCGCCCUGCAACAGUCAUCUCUGAAGCUGUUCGAGAUGGCAUACAAAAAGAUGGCUUCGGAACGUGAGGGCAGCGGUAGCGGCAGCAGCAGCAGUAGCAGCGGAAGCAGCAGUAGUGGAUCGGAAGAAGCCGAGAAGAAGGAAAACAAAAACUAAAGAAAAACGAACGACAACAACCCACAAAAGACUACCACCAGCCGCGUCCUUAUCACAAACGAAAAGGAUUCCCCCAGAUUAGGAAUAGGUUCACAUAACUCAACCGGUGUUACAGCAGAACAGAUUACUCGCGACGUCCAACACACAGUGAUCGGAAGGGACGAAAUAUACAUUAAACUCUUCACCGUUAUUACCAUUAACUGCAUUACGUUUCAAUGUUGCUUUUGGAGGAAGGUAAAUUAGUCUCUCGCGCGGGAUCU
Messenger RNA from Anopheles bellator, 2354 nucleotides. RefSeq names its product heat shock 70 kDa protein cognate 5 (gene Hsc70-5). Bases 64 to 2094 code for a protein of 676 amino acids. The transcript is spliced from 6 exons. Gene Ontology annotation, biological process: cellular response to unfolded protein; protein refolding. The record is from RefSeq and is a predicted model, not a curated record. Gene Ontology annotation, molecular function: ATP-dependent protein folding chaperone; heat shock protein binding; misfolded protein binding. Lineage: Eukaryota; Metazoa; Arthropoda; Insecta; Diptera; Culicidae. Gene Ontology annotation, cellular component: cytoplasm; mitochondrion.